This is a messenger RNA of Bufo bufo (common toad), 2394 nucleotides long. RefSeq names its product transmembrane 9 superfamily member 1 (gene TM9SF1). The record is from RefSeq and is a predicted model, not a curated record. Gene Ontology annotation, cellular component: membrane. Gene Ontology annotation, biological process: protein localization to membrane. The transcript is spliced from 5 exons. The coding region runs from base 1 to 1770 and encodes 589 amino acids. NCBI's taxonomy places the organism in Eukaryota, Metazoa, Chordata, Amphibia, Anura, Bufonidae.
AUGUAUGUCUUGCACUCUUUGGCCGUUCUUUGUGUGUGGACUAUGGUUCCUUCACCGAUUGCCGGGGACAAUCGAUACAAGCAAGGUGAUGCAGUAAUGCUGUAUGUGAAUAAAGUGGGGCCAUAUCAUAACCCACAGGAGACCUAUCACUACUAUCAGCUGCCAGUGUGUGCCCCUUCACAAAUUCGUCACAAGAGCCUGACCCUGGGAGAGGUGCUUGAUGGAGAUCGGAUGGCAGAGUCCAUGUACAAGAUAGCCUUCCGCGUUAACAUGGAGAGAGAGACCCUCUGUGAGCUCAAGCUGGCUGUUAGUCAGGUAGAGGAGCUACGUCAAGCCAUUGAAGAACUUUACUACUUUGAGUUUGUUUUGGAUGAUAUACCAAUCCGUGGUUUUGUGGGAUAUAUGGAGGAGAGUGGUUUCUUGCCACACACUCAUAAGAUUGGUUUGUGGGCACACCUGGACUUCAACAUUGAGUAUAAAGACGACCGUAUAAUAUUCGCCAAUGUUAGUGUCCGAGAUGUGAAACCGUUUAGUUUGGAUGAUGUGAGGGAGCCUCUUAGCUUGACUCACACCUACAGUGUACGCUGGUUCCCUACAUCUGUCACCUAUGAGAGACGCGGAGACCGCCUUAGAGACUCUAGCUUCUUCCCAAAAAGCUUGGAGAUUCAUUGGCUUUCAAUCAUCAAUUCCAUGGUGCUAGUUUUUUUGCUCCUGGGGUUUGUGGUAAUUAUUCUCAUGCGUGUUCUUAAGAGCGACCUUGCACGGUACAAUCUAGAUGAGGAGGGAACAGAUGACAUGGAACAGGGAGACAACGGAUGGAAGAUUAUACACACAGAUGUUUUCCGUUUCCCACCUUACCGAAGUCUCCUUUGUGCUGUGCUUGGAGUAGGGUCUCAGUUUCUUGCACUUGGCACAGGCAUCAUAGUAAUGGUUCUUCUUGGCAUGUUUAAUGUGCACAGACAUGGUGCUAUCAAUUCUGCCGCUAUCUUACUGUAUGCCCUCACUUGCUGCAUCUCCGGCUAUGUAUCUAGUAAUUUUUAUCGACAGUUGGGGGGAGAUCGUUGGGUGUGGAACAUCGUCUUGACUACUAGUCUUUUCUCAGCCCCAUUUUUCCUUACUUGGAGUGUUGUAAACUCAGUUCAUUGGGCCAACGGUUCAACACAAGCUCUUCCAGCAACCACAAUCCUCCUCCUCCUCACUGUCUGGCUUCUGGUUGGAUUUCCACUUACUGUUAUUGGAGGCAUUUUUGGUAAAAACAGUGCCGGAAACUUUGAAGCUCCAUGUCGGACUAAGAACAUUGCUAGAGAGAUCCCUCGUCAACCAUGGUACAAGUCUGCUCCAGUCCAUAUGGCUAUUGGUGGAUUCCUGCCAUUCAGUGCCAUCUCUGUGGAGCUGUACUACAUCUUUGCUACUGUGUGGGGACGUGAGCAGUACACUCUGUAUGGGAUACUGUUCAUUGUAUUUGCCAUCCUGCUAAGUGUUGGCGCGUGCAUUUCGGUGGCACUGACCUACUUCCAGCUGUCAGGUGAAGAUUAUCGCUGGUGGUGGCGGUCCAUUAUGAGCACAGGAUCCACUGGAGCUUUUAUCUUUCUGUACUCUGUCUUCUACUACUGGCGGCGUUCUAAUAUGUCAGGGGCUGUUCAGACUGUAGAGUUCUUUGGCUACUCUUUCCUUACUGCAUACGUCUUCUUUCUUAUGCUUGGGACAGUCAGUUUCACAGCAUCUCUUCGAUUUAUUCGCUAUAUAUAUGUCAACCUUAAAAUGGACUGAGGUAGUGAGCCCGGAACCAUUGUUGUGCUUUCAAUGCUACGUAUGGAUAAUGGACCAAGAAUGGAAGAGACUAUGCAAAGGGAGGACCGGAGAUCAUGCAGCUGCAGCUAGAGGGAAGCCUUCCAAGACCUGACAUGGGGAGCUGGGAGAGGCAUUCACAUGGAGAACUAUUUAGCGCAAGCACUGUCAAGUUCAGUGUCACGUAUUGAGAGAUUUAAAAGGAAAGUAGAAUCCGAAAUGGCAGAGGUCAGAAGCAUAUAAAGUAUAUUAAGUAUGUCGGCAGUCCUUUGUGUGGAAGUAUCAUAGGCUCCUGUUCCUCUGCUGCCAGUCUUUUUCUAUUCAUGCCUUUCUCAGACUGCUAAAUUUGUAAAGAAUGCUUCAAAUGUCUAUCCAGCUACCUGUCGUAAUCCAGACUCUGAUGCUGCUGCAGGUUGUCUGCUCAUAGAGAAGUCUCCUUUUCCCUGUGGCGUGUGUUAGGAGGUCUACUGGAAUGACCUGGCCUGUCUUGUUACAUGGUCUCCUGGGUUGUCCUCGGCCUGACAGACAGUCUUGCUCUCUAUUGGACUUCUGUACAAAUAUAUUUAUAUCUUUUGAUUUUCCUUUUUACAAAAUAAAAAAAAAAUA